Molecule: messenger RNA, 1452 nt
Organism: Pleurotus ostreatus (oyster mushroom)
Lineage: Eukaryota; Fungi; Basidiomycota; Agaricomycetes; Agaricales; Pleurotaceae
Exons: 5
Coding region: 1-1452 (483 amino acids)
Source: RefSeq, a predicted model, not a curated record
AUGCCGUCUUUUCGCGUCCCUUCGUUCAUUCGACCCCAACACUCUUUUAACCGCCUUCGCUCUUUCCAUUUAGCCCCCAGCAGCAACACACCCAUAGAACAACAGCUUGCCGAAGCACUACCUCCCUCCCAUUUCACCAAGCAGUAUGGAAAACCUGACCAAAGGCUGCAGAAAUCAACCCGACCAACGAUCGCGAAACCUCUCAUACCCCGUGGCGGUGUAAUCUCCUUGAGCACCAAAACCUACAUGUGGCUAGCGAUCAUUCUAUCUCUACUCUUCAUCGCCGCCCUAUCUUGCUCCUUUGCUGGUGCAGGUCCUGAAGACGAUGCCCUGAAACUGAUACUAAACGACGUAUUGACGACCAGCGGGCCAGGCAUCGUCCUUACGGGGGAGAAUGUCGAUGUCGAUGUCGACGAACCUUCCGUUACUAUCCGCUGGGCCAUUUUGGCCUGUGGAGAUGAUUAUACCCUUCCCGGAUCUGUUGGCUUGCACGGUAGCUCUUGCGGUCUACCUGCGAUGCCUUUGGACAUCUACGUUGAUAGCGAUAAUGAACCAACCGCUAGGUACGAUCCCUCGCAAAUACCGUACAACCGCGAUUCAGGAUCGCGCCGGAGCAUUCAGAACCUGGUCCAGUUUGACAGCGACCAUGUCCUGAACGUUGAACAGGCGCGCUUAUACCCCUUCGAUACCUAUUUCUUAUCCAGCACCUUACGCAUAGUGUCGCCUACAAAUCAAACUCUUCCUAUUCGACGACUGGCAACCAUCGACGAGACAUCAAGCUUCCUCGUGAAAACGGUCGAUAUCGAGAGCUACUCCAAUGCCGCCAAUAACACGGAGUCUCCUAGCAGAGACAUUGAUAUGUUUAUCACCCGCCCCGGGAAUGCUCGCGCCUUUACCCUCCUGCUUUUCGGGGUAAGCUGGAUCCUCACCCACGUCACCAUCUGCCAUGUCAUCAUCGCGAGGAUGCUACGGGACGUUAAGCCACUGUUGAAGCAUCUCAUCUCGACGGGGGCCAUCCUUGUCGCCCUUCCACAAAUAAGAAACAGCAUGCCAGACGCUCCCGGCUUGGACGGUGUACUCAUUGAUUGCAUUGGGUUCUUCCCCCAAAUGGUUAUAACGUCGAUAUCUGUCAUUUUCCUACUGAUCAUCCUUGCCGCUCGAGAAUACGAUAUCAUAGGUCGGGGAAGGAGCUCUUCUCGCAGUAGUGGCUCGCAUAGCCUUGCGAUGUCCUCCAGACCUCGACCUCCCCCGGUUCCCAGCCAGAAUGCAACUUCGAAGGAGAUUUCGCAGUAUGAUCUCCACCGCAUGAUCAAACAUCUCAAAGGACAGUAUGUCUUCCCUCCGGUUCAGCCAGGGUCUCCGCACAGGCUGGACACAUCUCGUGAUCUACAACACCGCCGAUCGAAGACACUGUCUAAGAUCAUGGAAGCUGGGGAAUUACAUAGACAUUAA